AUGUACAGAUCCGCCUUGCGAUCUGCGCCUCGAGUCGCAAAUAGACUGCGACCAACUAUCGUUUCGCCGAAUGCACGACGCUUUGCUUCGACUUCCCCUACGAAUAAUAAACGAAGUUGGAAGAGCUCGGCUGCGAGAUGGGGUCUAGCUGCUGGUAUUAUGUAUUGGUAUAGUACCAGUGCAGUCUUUGCCGAAGAACCACUGUCUAAAACAUUACCACCGCCACCCCAGUUCUCAGAUGAGGACCUCCCUACAGUAGAGGCCGUAGUCGCGCAGAAGCGUCGAGAAGCCGAAGCACGACUGCGGAAAGCCGCAUCUACCGAACCACCGACAGCUACCCUACCAUCCGAAAUAUCUCCUUCUGCGCCUGCUAAAGAUGUCGAGACGCAAGAUCGAACUGCCUACCCGGAUGGAAGCCCCGAAGCUUUGGAAGAAGAGGCCGGUCAACAGGGGGCGUUCAACCCGGAAACGGGCGAGAUUAAUUGGGACUGCCCUUGUUUAGGAGGGAUGGCUCAUGGACCCUGCGGCGAAGAAUUCAAGGCGGCGUUUAGCUGUUUUGUCUACUCCAAGGAGGAGCCGAAAGGGAUGGACUGCAUUGAUAAAUUCCAACACAUGCAAGACUGCUUUCGACUUCAUCCCGAGGUAUACGGAGAGGAACUAGAUGAGGACGAAGCUCCCGCAGAAGGUACUCCUGAGAUUGCAACGGAUAAUUCCGCCGCCAAGACAUCUCAUGGUGAAAAUGGUGUGGUAGCGAAAGUAGAAGAGACGAUACCAGCCAAAAAGUCAGCUAAGGCAGAUGCGGAGACCUCAGAGGUGGUAAAGGAGGCUGAGAAGCAGAACGUCCCUCCGGCGCAACCCUAA
Messenger RNA from Daldinia childiae, 861 nucleotides. Its product is annotated as Mitochondrial intermembrane space import and assembly protein 40. Bases 1 to 861 code for a protein of 286 amino acids. NCBI's taxonomy places the organism in Eukaryota, Fungi, Ascomycota, Sordariomycetes, Xylariales, Hypoxylaceae. Gene Ontology annotation, cellular component: mitochondrial intermembrane space. Gene Ontology annotation, biological process: protein import into mitochondrial intermembrane space. The transcript is spliced from 3 exons. Gene Ontology annotation, molecular function: protein-disulfide reductase activity. The record is from RefSeq and is a predicted model, not a curated record.